Pyrus x bretschneideri (Chinese white pear) is the source of this 1097-nucleotide messenger RNA. Its product is annotated as NDR1/HIN1-like protein 6. The record is from RefSeq and is a predicted model, not a curated record. Bases 139 to 927 code for a protein of 262 amino acids. Gene Ontology annotation, cellular component: plasma membrane. NCBI's taxonomy places the organism in Eukaryota, Viridiplantae, Streptophyta, Magnoliopsida, Rosales, Rosaceae. The transcript has a single exon.
CAAGCAGAAGAAGGAAAUCUUCGCUCGCUGAGCUACUUCUUUCUCUAUAAUUAUCAGACCCCAAAAAUCUUCGCUCUCGCUGAUCAAAUCUUUGUUGCUAGAUAAUACAUAGGGUCGUACAUACAUAGGUCGAACUAAAUGGCAGAUCACCAAAAGAUUCAUCCAGUACUUGAUCGAGAUGUUGAGGCACCACAUGCAGCAGCUGAGGUACCCUUGGUACCAAGGGGAGCUUCUAAGUCGGAUAGAAGUGAUCCUGCCGAUCAGCAGGGCAAGUAUCCUCCCUUACAACGACGUACCUUUCCAGUGAUGCACUCCCCACCACCCAUUCACAAGAAGAGAAGUUGUUGCCGCAGGUGCCUCUGUUGGACUGUAUGCCUGCUCGUGCUCCAAGUGGUGGUCAUUGCGAUCGCUGGUGGAAUUAUAUACCUCGUGUUCCGACCAAAGCUUCCAAAAUAUUCGGUGGACCAAUUGCAAAUAACCCAGUUCAAUGUUAGCACUGAUCAGACGAGCUUGUAUGCUACUUUCGACGUGAACAUCACCGCACGAAACCCCAACAAGAAGAUCGGUAUUUACUACGAAGGUGGCAGCCGCUUAAGCGUGUGGUAUACACGCACUAAGCUUUGUGAAGGAGCUUUGCCAAAAUUCUACCAGGGUCACCGCAACACCACGCAACUCCUGGUUCAGAUGACGGGACAAAACCAAGAUGCAAGCGGCCUGCUGACCGCUCUUCAACAACAGCAGCAACAGACGGGUAAUGUUCCACUCACUCUCAGGGUCAGACAACCUGUAAAGAUUAAACUCGGCAGCUUCAAGCUCCCAAAGAUCUUCUUCGUGGUCAGGUGCAGGUUGGUAGUGGACAGACUUUCGGAAAAUAAUGAUAUUACAAUUCAAAGCAGCAGUUGCAAGUUCCGGGGGAUUAGGCUGUAAUAUUUAAUUGUAUUAUUCUUUUAAUUAAUUAAUACAUUACAUUUCAUAAAUAGGGCAUAGGCUCAUAGCUAGAGCGCGCGUCGUCUGUUGUCCCAUAGGCGCAAGCUCUCUAUUAUUGGUAAUAUCACAUUUCUUUUCUUCCAUUAAUAAAGAAUUUUCGAGUUUUUUCA